Molecule: messenger RNA, 960 nt
Organism: Penicillium antarcticum
Lineage: Eukaryota; Fungi; Ascomycota; Eurotiomycetes; Eurotiales; Aspergillaceae
Exons: 1
Coding region: 1-960 (319 amino acids)
Source: RefSeq, a predicted model, not a curated record
AUGCCGGAUGAGCCGCGGCGCGUCAUUUUGGAGAAAUCCAAGACAGUGCGACGCCGGUACCAGCGCAGUAACCAACGAUUCAAAUUUACCGCGUCCCAGGUCGAACGGAUAGAUCGCGAGGAGGAGCGGGAGAAAAAGGCAAGGCAGCUGCGCGACAAGGAAAAGAAACGCAUCGCCAAUAAGAAACGAAAAGCCGAGCAAGAGGCGCGCACUCGUGAGGAGCGAAAGCGUCGCGGCAUUCCUGAUCCAAACCUCCGCGUUCCGUCUAGCCAGCCGCUUCUUUCGAUGUUCCUUGGAGCUAAGAAAUCAUCACCCACACCGCCCAGACUUGAAACUUCAACUACGGAAACGGAGACGGAAGUGGGUAGUGAUGGAGGGGAUACGGAGCCUGACAGUGCUGCUGGAGAUACGGAAGCUGAUUCAGAUGCACUUGAUGACUUGGAUGAAGAAUUGGAGAAUGAUCUGUCUGAACUUCAAGGUCCUGAUAUCUCUGAGAUCCGAGAUGCAGGCGUCUCGGGGGACUCUGAAGGCGACACAGAAGAGGAUCCCAAUCUGACCAAGGAUGACGAUGAGUUCUCCGACUGCUCGGCAUUUGACGACGAAGAUGUUUUGAAAGAAGUCGAAGUCACUGCUGUAACGCCACCUUUUAAUGACGAAACGAAACCCCCAUCCAUACCCAAGCCUGAUUCCUUUUACCAGGCUCCGCCGGUGCCCGCACUAGAUUCCUCUUUUGGAGAUUCAUUUCAGUUUGAUGCCUCGGAUUUCCUUGAAGCCGAAGCAGCUAUCAUUACACAGACGAUUAACGACGGAACGAUCGAUCAUUCUACGCCCAAGCAAUCUGCAUCCACACAAGCAGAAGAACCGCGCAGAAUGCCUACUUUAGUGGCUUCGGAAUCCUUCCGGGACGAUAAUGCUGAUUUCCUUGAGUCGCAUGGACACCUUCUUGGGGAAUACAAUUAG